Molecule: messenger RNA, 2172 nt
Organism: Arachis stenosperma
Lineage: Eukaryota; Viridiplantae; Streptophyta; Magnoliopsida; Fabales; Fabaceae
Product: glucan endo-1,3-beta-glucosidase 5
Exons: 2
Coding region: 574-2013 (479 amino acids)
Biological process (GO): carbohydrate metabolic process
Cellular component (GO): plasma membrane
Molecular function (GO): hydrolase activity, hydrolyzing O-glycosyl compounds
Source: RefSeq, a predicted model, not a curated record
UCAAUAAUGCAUUAAGGACUCGUUAUUUUCUCUCUCCAUCUUUAUCUCUCUCUCUCUCUCUCUCUCUCUCUCUCUCUCAAACACACACAGACACACACAUCCUCAUUCUCCGUCUUUGUCUCUCUGUUGUUUUGGGGAGCUUAAGUCUUAAAGCACUUAAGCAGAACAAAGGUUCUGCACUUCUGCUAUCCUAAGAGAUCCGUUCUUAGCUUCUCUUUUAUUUUUAACCUUUUUUAGGCUUUCAAGCUCCCUUAACUUUGUUGCUUUCUGAAUAAUUUCAGUUAGGCUGUUUUUUUUUCCUCUUUUUUUUUCCCCUUUUUACCUACUUGUGAUUUUUACCAUUGUUUUUGUAUCACUAUUCUUGAGUACUCUUCUCUCUCUUGAGUUUCAUGCUUUAACAGUUAUCCAAGUUCUGCUUUACUUAGUUUCAUAGCUGGUUGCUGAAUAAAGCAACAAACUUGUGAAACCCCAGGAAUAAAAAAAGCACCUUUGAGUUUCGAGCUUCAAAUUUGACAUUCCCUUAUAAAUAAAAAGCAAGAUUUUUUACUCUUCAUUUAUCUGGGGUGUCUUAUAAUGGGGUGUGGAAAACUGAAGAGGUUUCUUGUUAUGGUGUUGUUCAUUGAACUGUUGGUGUGUUCAGUGGUGAGUGGAAUUGGUGUUAACUGGGGAACACAAGCAACACACCCUUUGCCACCAUCAACAGUGGUGAAAAUGCUAAAAGACAAUGGUAUUCAGAAAGUGAAGCUUUUUGAUGCUGACUCAAAUAUCUUAGAGGCUCUUAAGAAGACUCAGAUCCAAGUCAUGGUUGGUAUCCCAAAUGACAUGCUUUACACACUUGCUAACAGUGUUCAAGCUGCUGAAAAAUGGGUCUCAAAGAAUAUCUCAGCUCAUAUCUCAUCUGGUGGAGUAGACAUCAGGUAUGUCGCCGUGGGAAAUGAACCUUUCUUGUCAACUUACAAUGGAACGUUCGAGUCCACAACCCUUCCGGCUCUUCAAAACAUCCAAUCAGCUCUUGUGAAGGCUGGUUUGGGCAACAGGGUUAAAGUCACCACCCCUUUAAAUGCUGAUGUGUAUCAAAGUUCGUCGGAUAAACCUUCCGACGGUGACUUCAGGACAGACAUCCAUGAUCUCAUGAUAAAAAUUGUCAGUUUCUUGAGUCAGAACAAUGCUCCAUUCACUGUAAACAUCUACCCUUUCAUCAGCCUCUACGCCGAUCCCAACUUCCCAAUGGACUAUGCCUUCUUCAAUGGCUUCUCGAGUGCUAUAAACGACAAUGGAAAGAUCUAUGACAAUGUCUUUGAUGCUAACCAUGAUACUCUAGUAUGGGCAUUGCAGAAGAAUGGCUUCGGAAACCUGCCCAUUAUUGUUGGAGAGAUCGGGUGGCCUACAGAUGGGGACCGGAAUGCGAACCUUCAAUACGCCCAACGCUUCAACCAAGGCUUCACGUCUAGAUAUCUUGGCGGAAAAGGUACCCCAAUGAGGCCGGGUCCGAUCGACGCCUACCUAUUUAGCCUCAUAGAUGAAGACAGCAAAAGCAUUCAACCAGGUAACUUCGAACGCCACUGGGGAUUGUUUUACUACGACGGAAAGCCAAAGUACCAACUCAGCCUUGGACCGACAAGUCCGAACGGCUUGAUAGCUGCUAGUGGCGUCGCAUAUCUUCCUAAAAAGUGGUGUAUUAUGAAGCCUUCGGCGAACCUCAACAGCGACCAAGUUGCGCCGAGUGUAUCUUAUGCGUGCCAAAAUGCUGAUUGCACUAGUCUUGGAUAUGGAACUUCAUGUGGAAAUUUGGAUGUUCAAGGUAACAUAUCUUAUGCAUUUAAUAGCUAUUUUCAGGUGAAUGAUCAAAUGGACAGUGCAUGCAAAUUCCCUGGACUUUCUGUUGUCACCGAGAGAGAUCCUUCAGUGGGUGAUUGCAAAUUCAAAAUCAUGAUCCAGACAGAUUCUGCUGUCAGAAUUGGUUCUGUUAGAAUAUUGCUAUUUGUAUUCUUGUUUUUAGGUAUUGUUGUGUAAUAUUAUUUUUGCUUUUUUGAAUUUGUUAUUAUUGGAGAAAAGUGAAACCGUGUAUUUUGAGUUUCUUAUUUUUUCAAUGUGCUGGAUUGGAGCCAAUGGAAGUGAAAGCAUGUUGAAAAUUAUGUGGAAACCAAGCAUAGAGGCGGUUUUUUUUUUGUC